UACGUGACUUUGUUGAUAGGCGAACGGACAAGGGGACUGCUAUUGGCACCGAUGAGCCAUGUCUGUGGACAAAGCCUCACAAGUCCUCAAUGCCUGUGAAAGUGGACGAGUUAGACUACAGGAGAGAAAAGAAAAUGCCAAGGAAACCUGGUCCAACUCCAGAGCACUUCACUCCCUCAAAGAUGAUAAAAGCCACAUCUAUUGCUAACAUCCAGGAUCAUCUUAAAAAGGUUUGUGAAGAGUCACAUUCAGGAGCCCUUUUCCUGACAUUAGCCAACGAUCCACCAGUGGCACAGUCUCCUGUACUUGUACCUUCUGUCAAGGACCUCUACCAGCAGUACCAAGCAUCAUCACAGGAUGGCAGUUUCGUUGAUUACUUCGCUGCAAACACAACUUGGCUUCAACAAUGAGCAUAUUGAAGCAGUCAGGAACUUUAAGCAGUCUGACCCAGCUUGGUUCAAAGCAAGAGAAGGGAGAAUUACUGCAAGUAAUGCAGACUCAGGAAGAUCUGCACGUGAUAUAAACAAAUGCAAAUCCCUGCUUGAUAAAAUCUCAGGCAAAAA
Molecule: messenger RNA, 563 nt
Organism: Patiria miniata (bat star)
Lineage: Eukaryota; Metazoa; Echinodermata; Asteroidea; Valvatida; Asterinidae
Exons: 2
Coding region: 90-410 (106 amino acids)
Source: RefSeq, a predicted model, not a curated record